Molecule: messenger RNA, 2118 nt
Organism: Trypanosoma cruzi
Lineage: Eukaryota; Euglenozoa; Kinetoplastea; Trypanosomatida; Trypanosomatidae
Product: ribose-phosphate pyrophosphokinase, putative
Exons: 1
Coding region: 1-2118 (705 amino acids)
Biological process (GO): 5-phosphoribose 1-diphosphate biosynthetic process; purine nucleotide biosynthetic process
Cellular component (GO): cytoplasm; ribose phosphate diphosphokinase complex
Molecular function (GO): magnesium ion binding; ribose phosphate diphosphokinase activity
Source: RefSeq, a predicted model, not a curated record
AUGCGGACGGGCAAAGGACGUUCCGAGGGGCAGGCAUUUCACCGGCGUCUCUUGUCUGAGUACAACACGGAGAUUACUCUGGAGAAUUAUGUGGCAUACUUUGAGCUGAAGCCGAUUGCAAAAUCGGUGGAGCAACUGCGGAAGGAGAUUGAUGAGCACACGUCUCUGGCGGCGGCCGUGGCAGCAGCAGCCAUGCUUUCAUUCACCUCACAUGAAGGGACGUUUGACCCAAUGGCGACAACGGAGAGCGAUCCGGCUCUAGAGGAGAUGAUGAAGAAACGGCAUGAACUGGAAGAAAAAUUUUUUGUGGAGCUGCGAGCAUCCUUUGUGAAGGUGAAGAAGUAUCUGUGGCAACUGGAGGAUGAUCUCCUGACGCGUGUACAUGAAUUGGAGCAACUGACGGAGGAGGAGAUCCGCGCAAUGCCGGAUGAAUGCAUUGCCAAAUUAUACGUGAAGGUUCAGACUAUCCUGCGCUACCGGUCACUUAAUCUUGCGGCAUUUCGCAAAAUUAUGAAGAAAUUUAUGGAACGCUGCGCAUGCGACAGUUUGGAACUUCAGCAACGCCUGAUGUCUAUAGAUGAAACUAUUUUCAACAGCGCCAUUGCACAGCCACGCCUUGAUCUUCGUCGCAUUGCAUUGGAUUUGAUCGCACUCUAUGGCACGGUGUAUCGUCUCACCUAUGAGGAGACCGUGGCACAUUUAAGCCACUAUGAAUACCGCGCUGGUAUCAAUAUUCGCCGUAUCUUGCCUCACAGUGACACGUUUUUCUUUACCCUUAAUUUUCCCCACCAGGAGAGGCAAGGGAACUUUGCGGCGCGUAUUCUUUCCGGUAGUACGAGCCUUUUUUGUGAAAAGAUGAUAUGUGAGGUGUUGCAGUGUCCGCGGUACCCGCCGUGUUGCAAUCAGUUUCCGAAUGGAGAGAUCAAUGUCAGUCUCUCUCGAACACUGCGUGGUGAUGAUGUGUUUGUGCUUCAGUCCCUUGUGCGGUGCGAUCAUCUUGGACUGUCGCAUUCGGGGACGUUCAUGGAGCUGGCGUUGAUGUUACAUACAGCCCGGUUAAGUUCCGCCGCUCGCAUUACAGCCGUUAUUCCUUAUCUUGCAUACGCUGAUAGUGUUUCCUCAGUGGCUGUUGUGGCCGAGUUACUUGAAAAGAUGGGCUGUCAACAUGUCAUCACAGUAGACAUGUCUAGUGAGCAGGUGGAAGGUAUGUUCUCUGUGCCACUUGAAAAUAUAUCCGCCAGAUAUGAGUUUGUUCGAUUCAUCGCUAAACACCUGACAAAUGAGGGUCAUGACUUCCGAAACAUCACCGUCGUGUCACCUUCCGGCACCUCUGUGAGCCGUGCAAAGUAUUUUGCGGAUGCUUUGAUGAACUACAUGAAGUUGUCGAGCGCGGAGCAGUUUGUCUCUGUGUGCACGGCGGUCCAUCGUCACCCGAACCUGCCGCCGCCGCCCCCAGUGAAGAGUGUGUCACACAGACCCUGUGCCACCGAUAAACCGACAGCAACCGUGACCACCACCGCGGCCUCCAGUGCCACGUGUCAGACGUCUCUUUCUGAAGAAAAGUCCAGCAAACAACAGGAGGCGCACCAAAGUCAUUCGCAUCCACGAGCAGGGACUGUUCUCGAUUUGUUUUCGCCCCCACCGCGUGGAAUAAGUCCAACGCAUGAGAACGCGAGCAACACGGUUGCCUUUGUGAAGGCGUUACGGCAACAAGAGGAGGGCGUUAGUGCCAUUUGCGAAGAUCGGGCAGAUAACCCCGCCCAAACCGACGGCGUGGCACUCGUUGGUGACGUCAAGGGCCGACUUUGUAUUAUUGUUGACACCACCAUUGACGAGGCGAUUAAAAUUUGCCGUACCGCGUGGAAAUUGCAUGAGGCAGGUGCGAGUCGCAUCAUCCUCAUAGCGACGCACCUCAUUCUCUCCGCAGGGGCGGAGGAGCGGCUGGUUAAAAGUCCCAUUGACCUCAUUGUUGUCACCGAUAGCGUCAACCAAGAUGUGGUCUUUAAAAAGCCACUCUUUGCACAAAAACUACGGCUGCUGCCUAUUGCACCGCUUCUUGCGCGCGCCAUUGAGAAAAUGCACACGGAAAAUACGCUCGCCACGCUUUUUGAGAAGUAG